AUGCACAAGAUAGCAGAAGCGAAAAGCCACACGGAUCUGCAGGUCAGCGUCGAGCGCUCUGGCAUGGAUUCGUUGAUUCUCAAGCAGUUCUUGUACAAGCUUGAGAACCUAGAGAUUGUGCAGAUCAACGUCAUCAGUUUCUAUUGUCUUGAUCCUGAGCCCGUCGAUGACGGCCUCAGAUUUACGCAAGCUCGAGUUCCACGGCGACAAUCAUAUCUAAGAGCUAUCGUACCAACCGGCCGGGCCUUUUCAAUGGUCUAG
This is a messenger RNA of Alternaria atra, 261 nucleotides long. RefSeq lists its product as uncharacterized. The record is from RefSeq and is a predicted model, not a curated record. The transcript has a single exon. Bases 1 to 261 code for a protein of 86 amino acids. Lineage: Eukaryota; Fungi; Ascomycota; Dothideomycetes; Pleosporales; Pleosporaceae.